AUGGUUCUUAAAACUUUUCAAUUGGAUCAAAUACCAACAAUCAAAGCAAAACCAUUGACUCCAGAUGCAUUUGAGAAAUAUGGAGGAGUGAUAAGUGCAGAUCAUCAAUUAAAAUCAAAUUCAAAAUCAAAUGCAAAUUAUGGAACAGCAAUAAAAUUACAUAAAGUAUCACCAAUAUUAAACAAUUAUUCAGAGUCUAAAAGUGGUGUAAAAGAAACAGCAAAUUGGAAUAUAUUCAGAUGUACAGCACCAAACCGAUUAAUAACACAUACAAAUUCAAAAUCAACAUAUAAAUCGACGGUACUUGAACGUCAUCCAUUUACAACUCAGACGUUCUUACCAUUAGGUCAAGACAAAGGAAAAUUAAGCUAUUUGGUCAUUGUUGCAAAUAGUAAUAUAGACGAUACAUUACCUAAUUUAAAUCAAAUUGAAGCUUUUAUAUGUAAGGGAAAUCAAUCUAUAACUUAUUCACCUGGUGUUUGGCAUGCUCCAAUGGUUGUAAUUGAUGAAUCUAUUGGUUAUUUAGAUUUUGCUGUAUUGAUUCAUGAAAAUGGUGUUGCUGAAGAAGAUUGUCAAGAAUGUUAUAUUAAGCCGGGAUUGAAUAUAGAAUAUACAUUAAGUAAUUCAAAACUAUAG
Molecule: messenger RNA, 636 nt
Organism: Insectozyma verbasci
Lineage: Eukaryota; Fungi; Ascomycota; Pichiomycetes; Serinales; Debaryomycetaceae
Source: the annotation of a GenBank genome assembly